AAAAGAAAACGCGGUGAAGUUUGAAAGUGGUUUAGCUUCCUACCGUGCCCGCAAUUUCUUUGUCCAUUCUGAUUAACACAUCGUCUUGUACAACCUUUUGAUUGUUAAAACUGUGAAGAACAUUCCACUUAAACUUUUUACGGCGGAGACAUGUCGCUGAUACUUGUUAGUUUUAACUUCUUUCAUCUUACGCACCUAGGAACUCCGGUUCAGGUCUGUCUACUCAUGUUUUCUGUCGUGUGGAAUUAGCACUUUGUUGUUAGUGCUUAUGGUGUUUUUGCAACACAUAGGCUUUUGUGCUCCUUGGUUUUGGAUAACAGAUACGUUUCUUAACCUUUUUGUCACAUCGAAAGUCUUCUUGUUACUACUAAAUAUUAUCGUUAUUAGUUUGACAACGCUCAUGUUUCGGGCUCGACUGUCAGGUAAAGUAUGAAAUUUCAAUAAUAUUUCAGUGACGGACCGUGUUUUCCGUAAUACGUAUCAGAUAUGUGGGGCUUUCUUCAUCUGGAGCGAUUUUAAAAUCCUUUUUUCUAGCAUGAUACUGGGUGCAAUAAAUAGUCUGGUAGUAGCCAAACUCCUAGCAACUGAGAAAUACGGGUCAUUUUUUGAAUACAAUCAUUUUCCUUCCGUGAACCAAAGAGCACUUACACUUACAGCUUGUGGAGCUUUUAUGGGUCUACUGUUUUGUAUUACAGUGCUCGUCAUGAAUAAACUGACGCUUAACUACUCAUAUCCAGUUGGCAACAUAUUUGUGAUAACAAAGGAGCAUAUGUUUACUCGUCUUCUCACAACCGUCGGAAGAGUAUUAUAUUUCUUGCCACUCUAUGCAGUAUGCCCUAAUCCAUUUUGGCAUCCCCAAUGGUAAUUUCAGUUACAAGAAUAAUUCACACUUAAGGCUCUCCUUUAUUUGGCUUAUUUUGGAUAUUCGGUUAAUUAUUUUGAUUCUGAUCACAACCUUUCACCUCCAGUUUUCGUGGAGUUGUGCGAUUGAUGUCCUGAAGUCGCAGUUUCAGAAACCUAUCGAAAUCCCGUUAUUCUCUGACCUUGACCCUUCCAAUUCAGUCCAAGGAGUUCUAGGUGCUUGUGCUAAUCCUUUAGGACAACAUUUGGCUUUGGAAAGAUUGGCUGAUUUGGUGGCUACCAAUCAAAAUGUGAGGUCUUCCAUAUUUUCGCUCAGUCACUUGGGUGGUAGGCCUAUAUUAUGGAGGCAAAUAAGUAAUUUAUGUUUCCAGUUAAUUGAGCAGUUUGUGUCAAGUGCUCAUGAAUCAAAUACUCGUGGAACAAACCUGUUAAGUACACGACUCCCCCUGUUGACCAGCUAUUCUAUCCUUUGAUCCUGUUCACUGGGACCACACUAACUCAAACAAAUGAUCUCGAUUCGCAUCACAUAAGUUCGCCAUUCUCACUGUCUGUCCAGGUCGAAUAUUUUCAGAUACCAGACGAGUUGUAUAUAGUAACGCUACAGUCCCAUUUACUUUUCUCAUUUUUCGAUAGGCAUUUCUAGUGUAUACUGAAACCAUUUGUGCUUGUCAAUUCUCAUGAUCCCACGUUUGUAACAUCUAUACGCCAAUGCACCAUAAUUCAGAUUUUUUCGCUUAUUUUCAGCUCUUUGGCCCAAAAAUAUUGACUUUAAAUAUAGACAGUAUCUACCCUCAUCAUUUGAAUCAAAUCUGCGUCAACGCAACAGCGUUAAAGUAAAACAAUUGUCUGCUACUAAUGGAAAUGUGUCUGGUAUGCAACCUUCCGGGUCCAUAAUUGCUCGAAAUUUAAUAAAUGUUGGUCGCACUCUGCUUUCUAAGUUAUACACACGAUUGUCUAGAACACAACUGUUCAGUAUUUUAUCUCCGGAAAUACCCUAUGCUUCGACAGCACACCUUUUCUCAACUGCUACAGAUAUUGAACAUGCAGACGACUUGGACAUCGAUAGACCGCUAGCACGAACAAGUGGUCAAGUUAUUAUCUGGGCAACAGAAAUCUUAGCUUGUUUGACACUGGCCGCUUACAAUGAAGACCAAUUUGGAUCGGUUCAACAGUCUCUUGGGCGGAUCUUACUGCUUUUUGUGGAUGGAUUAGAGGCAGUUGAAAAGCAUUUGAGGUUCGUCGGUUUGCUCUCCACUCAGUACAAACAGUCAGUAAACUAUCCAGUUCCUGACAGCUCAUAUACAAGUACAAUGUUAUCCGCUGGACAUCUUCAAACUCCAUUAAGAAGUUCGAAGCGACUUUCAGGCGAUUCAUUCCUUCCAAAUGAUUUAUGUAAAUUAACGUAUUAUCGUUUUGCAUCCGAUGCCAGUCUACCAUGGCGUGUUUAUGCAACGUUUUGUUGGGCUCUAACAAACUGUCUAAGUCAAUAUGAUGGCUGUUUUGCAACCUUAUCACUCGACAAUAAAUCGAAGGAAAGAUUACAACUACUGAAAUCAUCUUGUUGUACAAUGAAAGAAAACCUAAGUUAAUAUACAUUUUCGUCAUAUUUUUAUGAUACAGAUUUACAUGCAUUUACUAUUAAACCUGCCAAAAGAUGUUAAAUAAAAGUAUGUAGUACCGCAG
This is a messenger RNA of Schistosoma haematobium, 2544 nucleotides long. RefSeq names its product ADP-ribosylation factor protein 1. The transcript is spliced from 11 exons. Bases 1734 to 2450 code for a protein of 238 amino acids. Gene Ontology annotation, molecular function: protein-macromolecule adaptor activity. Gene Ontology annotation, cellular component: nuclear pore transmembrane ring. NCBI's taxonomy places the organism in Eukaryota, Metazoa, Platyhelminthes, Trematoda, Strigeidida, Schistosomatidae. The record is from RefSeq and is a predicted model, not a curated record. Gene Ontology annotation, biological process: nuclear pore organization.